This is a messenger RNA of Kickxella alabastrina, 756 nucleotides long. RefSeq lists its product as uncharacterized. The transcript has a single exon. The record is from RefSeq and is a predicted model, not a curated record. Bases 225 to 674 code for a protein of 149 amino acids. Lineage: Eukaryota; Fungi; Kickxellomycota; Kickxellomycetes; Kickxellales; Kickxellaceae.
GGUCUCUUGAAUUAAUAAUAGUCGGUAAGUUCCCCCGCCUUUUUCUUGUUGUUUGUUGUUUUUUGUUGUUCUCCACAAGCCUCGUUUAUUGCCACACUCCACAAAAAUCCUUUUUACCCCUCUUUCUCUCUCCUUCGUUGUUCGUCUCCGCCAUCUUCUCUCUCCGCACUUUGUCCUUGUUAUUGGAAAGAUGGAAAAGAAGCAGAAUAAAACGCUUGCAAAAGAUGUUUUUCCAUCUGCUUGCUUGGGCUCUCUCCUCAAUCAACAAAAAGUGUAAAAAAAAUCCCCACGUUUCUUAUCGCUUAUUCCUCACCCGCAUUUUAUUGUUUUCCUUUGCUCUGGCUGUUUGUUUGCAAGAAAGAAAGAAAAAAACUUGGACGAUAGCAGUAAACGAAGAAAAAUUUUCAUUUUCAUAUAUAAGGUUGAGGGUGGCUUGGCCCCUUUGUCAAUCUCGUUCCUUGUCAUAUUUCUGUGCAUUUGGAUAUAUUAGAGUCUCCUGUACAGUUGCAUCUGUUCUGUUCUGUUGUGUUGUGUCUCCCUCCCCUCCUCCUAUUUUAAUAACAAUAAUAAGAAUUGCUGUAUCCCUUUAUUUGGUAUGCAUAAACGCUGCAAAUAAAUAUCUUUUUUUCUUCUCUUCUUGCUACUCUUGUUACAACCCAAGCUUUCCUCUCUAAUAUAUACAAACUAAUAUAUACAUUUUGCUAUACACCCAACCCACCACCACCAUAUCUAGACAGCAUCGACAGAAGCGCGUCG